AUGACAGGCCAAAACGACCCUUUUGGUGGACGUGCGCAGCACACACAACAAAGUCCUUUCCAGAACCAUGGUGUGCAGUCAAGUCCGUUUGGAAUGGGCGUGUCUGCAGCGGGCAAGAACCGUAGCCAGCAUACAGGACCGAUACCUCCGGUGGCGGAGACUCAGGUACAGGCGCCACCGGUGAUAGCUCCUCCACCAAUGGCAGCAGCCCAUGUGGAGAGUAAGCAUGAUGUAGAGGGUGAGAAGGUAUUGAAGGGUAGUCUUCCAGGCCAAGUUUUCCACGACAAUUUGACCUUCACUGGGCAUAGUACUACGUCUGUGGUUAGCAACUUUACAGAGGGGAAGACGGAGGCGGAAUUGAUGGAGAGUAUAAAGCCCAUGAACACGCCAUCGCAUUUUAUCCGAAGUUCGGUGAAAGUAUUACCAUCAAGUGCGACUUUACAACAAAAAACACAUAUCCCCUUGGCUAUUGUUGUACGGCCUAUGGCGCCUCUAUCUGAUGCUGAUACUGAGAUCCCAUUAGUAAACUGCAGUUCAGACACCAUCACACGUUGUACUAGAUGUAGGACCUACAUCAACCCUUUUGUGCAGUUUGAUGGAUCGCGUCGUUACUGGACAUGUAACGUUUGCGGUGUUUCUAACGAGACCCCAGCGCGUUAUGUAAACUUGCCUAUUGGUGGUAUGGAUGAAUCUUUACCUCCGGAGUUGCGCACUGGUGUCGUUGAGUACAUGGCUUCUGCUGACUACAUGGUACGACCACCUCAGGCUCCGACUAUCAUGUUUUUAAUUGACGUAUCAAUUUCGUCAGUUAACAGUGGUAUGUUAGAGGUUGUAUGUCAAACAAUUUCUGACCUGAUUAAGAACCGUCAGUUACCAGGUGGUCCGCGUACAAUGGUUGGUAUAAUGACGUACGACACUUCAGUCCACUUUUACCAAAUGACUAGUGGUUUUAGUACCCCCAAUAUAUUGGUAAUGUCUGACCUUGAGGAUUUAUUUUUGCCUUUACCUGGUGACCUUCUUUUGAACGUUUGGGAGUCAGAGUCUGAGCUUUUGAACCUUCUAUCAUUGCUUCCAUCUACGUGGAAGAACGCGAAUGUGGCUGGUAGUUGUGUUGGUAGUGCUUUGAGAGCAGCUCAUUUUGCUAUGAAACACAUAGGAGGUAAGAUGUGUGUUUUUAUGUCAUCUCCAAGUUAUUUCGGCGAUUUUUCUUUGAAUUCGAAUGCUUUAAGCCAGUCUAAAUCAGGUUCUGCUAACCUGCAGCCUGUUGAGAAGUGCAAGGAUUAUGCUACCAUGGUAUCUCAGACACAGGUGUCUAUAGAGAUGUUUGUGUGCACUCCUCAGAGUGUGAACUUGAAUGCGUUGUAUCAUUUGUCAACCCUUACGGCAGGUAAUGUGCAUCAUAUCCCUCUCCGUACUCAUGUGGGUACUGCAAAAUUGGGAGAGGAGCUUCGCCGCGUGUUGACCCGUGAGACUGGUUGGGAGGCCGUUAUGCGUAUUCGUGCCAGCAAGGGUUGGAAGAUAACUCAUUGGUUUGGUCAUUGUUAUAUUCGUGGUUCAGAUUUGAUGGUUUUACCCAACUGUCAUUCUGACCAGACAUUUACCGUGACAUUUGAGCAUGAGGAGAAUGUGGUAACAUCGAAGGUUGCGUAUUUCCAAGCUGCGCUUUUGCAUACUACCUCUUUGGGUGAGCGUCGUAUCCGUGUAAGUACGUAUGCUAUCCCUGUUAGUGACAAUGCUGCUGAGAUAUUGUUAUCUGUUGAUCCGGAGGCUACUAUGGUUGCGGCGGCUCAGCUUGCGAUAUCCACAGCUAUAGGAGGGAAGCUUAGCGAUGCGCGUACCCAGCUGCAGACGUUGUGUAGCCGGAUAUCGAACACGAUGUCGAGUAUAACUACUUUGCAGGAUGUGAUAGCUAAGAUGGUUGUGUACAUGUUGGGUCUUUUGAAAUCGCCAUGUUUCAGUGAGGGUAAUAUCCCUGCGGAUACCCGUGUAUACCACUGGAUGCGUAUGAUGUCUCUGCCUAUCGGUGAGAUCUCGGCGUAUUGUUAUCCUCGUUUGAUGUGUGUUAGUGAUUUGGGUAUCGAUUACAAUGACAAGGGCGUUUCAUCGCUUCCUCCUGCAUUGAAUUUGACUCAUUCAUGUCUGAGUCAAGAGUCUGCGUAUCUGUUGGAGAAUGGCGAGUGUAUGAUCCUUUGGGUAGGUAAGGGUGUAUCUCCUCAGUGGUUACAGUCGGUGUUUGAUGUCACAUCGUUGGAUGCUUUGAACUGUGAUUUGGCAGAAUCAUUUAUGUUGAGUUCUAAGAGUCCUGCUGCGGUGCGUCUUUCACUUUUGUUGCGCACACUACGUUCUCUGCGCAGUCGUUACAUGCAAUUAUACAUCACCAAGCAAGGUGAUGAGUCUGAGAUGAAGUUUUUCUCUUGCUUAAUAGAGGAUAAGACCCCUGGUAUGAUGUUGACCCUUAAUGAGUUUGUCAAUGCCAUAACAUUACGGGCUCCUUUCAAUUUCAAGCCAUCCGUGCAAUAG
Babesia sp. Xinjiang is the source of this 2520-nucleotide messenger RNA. RefSeq names its product Protein transport protein Sec24-like. The transcript has a single exon. Gene Ontology annotation, biological process: intracellular protein transport; endoplasmic reticulum to Golgi vesicle-mediated transport; COPII-coated vesicle cargo loading. Lineage: Eukaryota; Apicomplexa; Aconoidasida; Piroplasmida; Babesiidae. Gene Ontology annotation, molecular function: SNARE binding; zinc ion binding. Bases 1 to 2520 code for a protein of 839 amino acids. The record is from RefSeq and is a predicted model, not a curated record. Gene Ontology annotation, cellular component: endoplasmic reticulum exit site; COPII vesicle coat.